Megalobrama amblycephala (Wuchang bream) is the source of this 1655-nucleotide messenger RNA. RefSeq names its product RAB34, member RAS oncogene family b (gene rab34b). Gene Ontology annotation, molecular function: GTPase activity; GTP binding. NCBI's taxonomy places the organism in Eukaryota, Metazoa, Chordata, Actinopteri, Cypriniformes, Xenocyprididae. The transcript is spliced from 11 exons. The coding region runs from base 292 to 1056 and encodes 254 amino acids. Gene Ontology annotation, biological process: endocytosis; phagosome-lysosome fusion. The record is from RefSeq and is a predicted model, not a curated record.
GCGCAGCAGCCACAGGGCGAGAGUACUUAUGUUGAGCACAGUCACGCAGGGAAACUUUUAUAGGCGAUUACUUGUUUAUAUAUUUGAUGCAUUUGCCGCAAAACAUCCUACAAAAUAAUAUUUGCCUCAACAACAAAUAUGUGUCGACUAAAUAAUAGCCUAAUGCGAAUUUACUGUCAAGUCUAAAAUAUAGGCUACUCGUAGAAUGUAAAAAAGCCUUCUGCCUUUCUGCAAGUCACAGGACAGAAUGGUUCAGUGUUUGUAUUGGUGUGGUCUAGUUAAAGCUCUCACAUGAUGAACUCUCUACCCCCUGUGAAAGGAGACAGGAUCAUCUGUGAACUCCCUUUGUACUUUACAAGGGACGCUGCAGUGCACACCAAAGAUGGCUUUAAUAUUACUGUUAGAGAGGCAUGUCAAGGACAGAAAACAGGGCUAAACGUAGCCAAGGUCAUUGUAGUUGGUGAUGUAGGAGUUGGGAAGACUUGUUUAAUAAACAGAUUCUGCAAAGACACUUUUGACAAGACGUACAAGGCGACUAUUGGAGUGGAUUUUGAGAUGGAGAGAUUUGAGGUCCUCGGGGUGCCCUUCAAUUUGCAGUUGUGGGACACAGCAGGUCAAGAAAGAUUUAGAUGCAUUGCAUCCACAUACUACAGAGGAGCUCAAGCCAUCAUCGUUGUGUUUGACCUGAGCAAUUAUAACUCUUUGGAUAAUGCGAGAGAGUGGCUUGAAGAUGCCAUGCGAGACAAUGACCCUUCUAGUGUUCUCCUCUUCCUCGUGGGAACCAAGAAGGAUCUUAGUCACCCAGAUCAGUUGGCCCAAAUGGAGCAAGAGGCUGUUAAACUUUCUGAGGAGAUCAGAGCAGAAUAUUGGGCCGUCUCUGCCCUGUCAGGGGACAGUGUGAGAGACUUCUUCCUCCGAGUCGCAUCACUUACAUUUGAGGCGACUGUAUUAUCUGAGCUGGAGAGGAACAAUUCUAGACAAGUUGGUGAUAUUGUCAAAAUUUCUAAUAAUUGUAACGAAAAUUUUAAGAAGAGGCAAUCAAACUGCUGUCAUUGACUGAACGUAUGCAGCAUGUUUCAGUGGAUCUGAUCAAAUGGGAAUAAACGUGACCCUUGAAUACAAACAUUGGGAUGAUGUCCCAUAAUGCCCUGACACAAAUCUCUGGGUGAAAGAAGAAAAUAAUACAAACAGAAGACUUGGCCAGUGAGAAAAUGAGGGAAUCUCAACAAGAAUCCAUCUGAAAGUACUUACAGAUGUAUUAAUGAAUGCAAUGAAGUUCCACUUGUUUUAAUUAUGAAUCUACUACUUUUACUACAUUUUCUGCAUCAUUGUAUUACAUGGUUAUGUGGAUACACAGUUUGUCAUAGACUCUCAAAUAACCAGGAUUAAGUAUUAUUUUGUCUAUAAAUGUGUUAAUGUUUGUCCCAAGCAAUGCCAGAGAUAUAUAGAUAUUUAUCUACUCUAGGAUCUAUAAAUACUUGGUGUCAUUUACUGACAUUUAGUCUAUCAGUAUUACAUUAAAUGAUGCAAAUCCCUGUAAUUUAAUGGUAACGAGUUCUGCCUUCACGUUUCAUUUUUAUGAUAGCAAACAGCAGUGUUUAGUGCAGCGUACUUAAGAGGUCACAUUAAAUGCCCUCCUGGCAGUUCUGAGUGGA